Messenger RNA from Amoebophrya sp. A120, 189 nucleotides. The record is from the annotation of a GenBank genome assembly. NCBI's taxonomy places the organism in Eukaryota, Dinophyceae, Syndiniales, Amoebophryaceae.
CGCUGAACAACGGGAGACGGCCUGUCCGGUGAGUGAGUACGCCGUCAACUGCUCGCCGGGGCGCUGCGUGGAAGGGCAGCGUCGCCGCACGUCGAGCCGGGGAACUAGUUUGCUUUCGACUGCCUUUUAUUUUUUUUUUAAGUUCCCCGUCAUCUCAAUUCCCCCUUAACUUGCCGCCUUACUCUUCAC